AUGGUGGUCUCAAAUGCCAUAAAACUUGAUGAUAACAAAGUUGAUAUAUUAAUUACUCUUUCAUGUUUUGAAGAUAAAGACAUGAAGUCAUCCUUAUCCACCACCAAAUCCUCCUCUUCAUCUAUCACAAGUGAUUAUGAAAAAGGUGACGGAGUCUUGAUUGAGUCAAGAACAUGGGUAUUUUCUGCUGUCUAUAAUAAACAAAUUCAAACAACUAUUGACAAUAUUGGUGGUGUUGUAAGAUUUUUAGAUAAUGUUGUUUCACCACAUUCAGAUAAAGACCCAGAUUCAACUCUUGAAUUAGAAUUGAUCUUGAUGAAUUCUUCAGGGAUAUAUAAAUCAAUUAUUUAUCCACAAUUCAAAUAUAGAAUUCCAAAGUCCAUCAUGAAUUGGUGCAAUGUUGAUUACAAAUCAUACAAAGAAUUUUUAUUUCCUCCAACUGUUUAUCUUGAUAUUAAAAAACUAUUCCAAGAUGAACCCUCCCAAAAAGUUGAUGUAUAUAAUUUACACACUGGUGACCUAGAGAUCUCAUUACAUAAACGUGUUCCAAUUAUCAAAGCAUCAGCACUUUCAUCAUCAAAUACUGAUGAAUCAAUAUUCUCUUUAUCACAAUAUGAGUAUAUGAUUGCACAUUGUUCUAAUUUAAAUUAA
Entrophospora sp. SA101 is the source of this 651-nucleotide messenger RNA. NCBI's taxonomy places the organism in Eukaryota, Fungi, Glomeromycota, Glomeromycetes, Entrophosporales, Entrophosporaceae. The record is from the annotation of a GenBank genome assembly.